Messenger RNA from Paracoccidioides brasiliensis Pb18, 1533 nucleotides. RefSeq lists its product as uncharacterized. The record is from RefSeq and is a predicted model, not a curated record. The transcript is spliced from 8 exons. The coding region runs from base 1 to 1533 and encodes 510 amino acids.
AUGAGCGCCCCGUCAUAUCCUGAGGACCCUGUUUCACAGCGGCCAGCCCUCCAAAACGCGGACUUCCGGCUUAUAGUUCGUCAGAAUCCAGAGCGGGCGCGUGUAGCGGGGGGCAAAGAAAAAGAACGCAAACCGGUAGAUCCUCCACCUAUCAUCCAACUGAAAAUUGAUGAAUCGAAAGACCCAGGGCAGAAUUAUCUGCAAAGCCCAUUUUAUUUCCUGUGCUGCACUCUGUAUAGUGCAGUAGAGGAUACACCAGCAACCGCAGUUCAAUCAACAGCUCUUGCAGGAACACUGGUUUCAUCCCUUCAUCGGCUUAAGGACACUGACAAUCUGGAAGGCGGCUUCUUCGUUUUUGGCGACCUUUCCAUCAAGAUUGAAGGGGAGUUCAGAUUGAAGUUCAAUCUGUAUGAGAUGCGCGAAGUAAAGAGAUGUGGCGGCUCUAGAGAUGAAGUUGUGUUCAUAAAAUCAAUACUUUCAAAGCCAUUCACUGUCUCCCCUCCAAAGAACUUCCCCGGGAUGGCGGAGUCGACGUGGCUUUCAAGAUCAUUUGCGGACCAGGGUGUUAAGUUGAGAAUUCGGAAGGAGGCUCGUACGCUACUCAAACGAACGUUACCUCGCACAGAACCAGAUUACUCUUCUCAACUACCACCUCGUUCUCCAGAGCGUUCUACUGCGUCGAAUCAGCAAAUGGGAGCGACAUAUCAAAAUCGAGAUUACGCUUACUACAACGGACCUGAAGCCAAGCGUUCACGAAGUUCUAUCGAUGUGAGCGGUCGAGGUUUGUACGAUGGUGAUGCUCGAUACAGUCGACAAAUGGAUCCAUACCAACCGCAUGCGGCCAAUCCGUACCAAAGCCAAGCGUAUCAGCAAGGCAUCAUCCAAGGGUACACUACUGCUGGUACUGGGGUAUCCGAAUAUUCCAUUCGACAGGCGCAGCAAGGAUCUACACCCACUCCCUUUGGGGCUGGUGAUGACUCUAUGGGGUCGAUACGGUCACCUGGAAGUGCGUAUAUGGGCCAGCAACGGUAUCCGUCAUAUUCGGGUGCUCAAGUGCCAUACAACCUGGCUUCCUCGUCACAGAUGUCUCAGAUGGGCGAAUCUACUACAGGCCGGGCUGGUUCGGCAGCGAAUAUAGGGGGGAUCGUUCCUGGUCAGUCUUUUAGUCAACCUUCAGGACACAUGCAGAGUCCUUCUCAAGUGAGACAAGCUGGUUCUGCCUAUCCACAGGGGCACUCACCUGAAUCUUCUACUACAGGUUCCACAGGCAUGGGGAUGAUGCCUCAGGCGUACCAGCGAUCACAGUACCAGCAGGGAGGCACUACCAUUCUCCCGCCUCUGCAAUCUAAUCGCCAGGCAUUGCCGUCAAAUGGCAACGGCAGUUCGCGGGGUUACUAUGAUCAAUCCAUACAAGGAACUCCUCCUAUUCUUCCUUCUCAGCCGGGACCCCCGGCUAAUGGUGAGAGAUAUGGGAACGAAAGCCAGGCCGGCUUCGAGACACCUGGGACACCCGCCAAUUCGACACCGCAAUAA